AUGAGGGUAAUUGCAUUGCUCGGACUGGUCGCUACUGCGACUUGCGAAUUCACAUGUAUCAAGCCUGUCAACCCGAUCCAUGCAGGACCUCCUGGUCUAUGCUGCCAAAAGCUGAAUGAGUAUCCUGUGCUAUCAUUUGUCUAUGCAGGAAAUGAUUGUACACAUGCCAACCUUUUGAACACGGCUGAAGAUGGAGAAACGACUUAUAGCUCGUGCGAUGCAGACCAGCAUGCGGCAUGCUGCGACCCGGUCUUGACGGAGCUUGAAAAAACAAGCAACAUCGCUUGUGUUCUGCCGGAAUAA
Molecule: messenger RNA, 303 nt
Organism: Penicillium pulvis
Lineage: Eukaryota; Fungi; Ascomycota; Eurotiomycetes; Eurotiales; Aspergillaceae
Exons: 3
Coding region: 1-303 (100 amino acids)
Source: RefSeq, a predicted model, not a curated record